AUGUCUCAAUCCUCUCGGAUGUCGAUAUACUCUUCUUCCAAUGAUACACGUCUAGUUAGACGUGUUUCAAUUGUGGAUAGAAAUUUGAAUAAAACAAGAGGAACUGAGGUGAGUUUGAGCGCAUUUGCAUUCUUAUUUUCAGAAAUGUUACAGUAUGCACAAAAACAUGUACUCGCAAUCCAGGAUCUUGAACGAAAAUUAAAUGAUUUUGGAUAUCGUGUGGGAACUCGUUUAUUGGAGUUGAUUGUAUUCAGAGAAAAAAAUAGUAAAAGAGAAACACGUGUUUUAGGAAUAUUAUAUUUUAUACAUACAACAGUAUGGAAAACACUUUUUGGAAAACAGGCAGAUUCUUUAGAGAAAAAUAUGAUAUCAGAUAAUGAUCCAGUUAUAAAUAAGUAUAUUUCAGUUCCAAAGGAGAUAUCGCAUCUUAAUUGUAAUGCAUUUUUAGCAGGAAUUGUUGAAGCGAUUUUGGAUGGUGCACAAUUUCCAUCUCGAGUAACUGCUCAUUCAGUACCAAUAGAAGGCUUUCCAUUACGCACAACUAUAUUAAUUCAAUUAGAUAAAGAGAAAAUUUUUCUUGGAAUCACAUCUAUUUCUUCCCUUAGAUUAUAG
This is a messenger RNA of Entrophospora sp. SA101, 612 nucleotides long. The record is from the annotation of a GenBank genome assembly. Lineage: Eukaryota; Fungi; Glomeromycota; Glomeromycetes; Entrophosporales; Entrophosporaceae.